Molecule: messenger RNA, 636 nt
Organism: Funneliformis geosporum
Lineage: Eukaryota; Fungi; Glomeromycota; Glomeromycetes; Glomerales; Glomeraceae
Source: the annotation of a GenBank genome assembly
AUGUCGGAAGAGUUUAAGGAAAUUCGAGUUGUUCUCGCCAUUGACUUUGGAACGACCUACUCGGGAUUCGCAUAUGCACACAUUGCGAGUCCUGAACUGAUUAUAGUUAAAGAUAAUUGGGAUGGAGUCGAAGGUCACCGUCUUAAAUUACCGACAGUUAUAAAAUAUAAAGAUGAUUCCUAUGAUUCUAUCGAAUCGUGGGGCUAUAAUGCAUUAUCUCGUAGACCAUCAAAAAAAGAAAAAGCAAGGUCUAAGUCAUCAAGACCUGUUGAAUGGUUUAAAUUUCAUUUGUCAAAAUCUUUGAAAGAAAUACCUUUUUUACCUGAUAAUUUGAAUUAUAAAAAAGUCAUCACGGAUUAUAUGAAAAAAUUAUGCGAAUCAAUUAAAGAAACUUUAUCUCUUACUUGUCCAAAAGUGGACUUACACAGUAAUGUGACGAUUGUCCUUACGGUUCCGGCGGAAUUUAUUGAUAAUGUAAUUACAAUAACGAUAAUGCGCGAAUGCGCCUUUAACGCUGGUUUGCUGAAUGUGAAAUCUAGUAAUAAUCUCCGAUUUACAACGGAACCCGAAGCCGCAGCUAUCUAUUGUUUGAAUUCGAUAGUAAAUAAACAAAAUAACUUAAAGCCGGGAGGUUAG